This is a messenger RNA of Apiotrichum porosum, 3381 nucleotides long. RefSeq lists its product as uncharacterized. The transcript has 5 exons. Gene Ontology annotation, cellular component: cytoplasm. Gene Ontology annotation, biological process: protein phosphorylation; intracellular signal transduction. Gene Ontology annotation, molecular function: ATP binding; protein serine/threonine kinase activity. Lineage: Eukaryota; Fungi; Basidiomycota; Tremellomycetes; Trichosporonales; Trichosporonaceae. Bases 1 to 3381 code for a protein of 1126 amino acids. The record is from RefSeq and is a predicted model, not a curated record.
AUGACGGCCCACCCACCAGCACAGAUGGCGCACCGGCUCACUGAGCUGCCUAGCGCACCGCCGUCCCCAUCCUCGGGUACGCGUCAUCUGUCACCGUCCACUUCGGCAUCGUCUCUUGGCAGCAUCGGACAGCCUGCCCCCGUACUGACAUUCAACACGGGGCACGCGCACAAGCCACACCUGUCGUCUGUCGUGGUGCCGCCUACCCUUGAGCGUCGAGGCUCUAGCAGCGGCGCAACCGCUAGCGCGCCCUCUUCGGCCUCUGCGUCAAAGAGCGGCAGCUUCAUCGGAACAUCGCGUCUCCUCUCACGACACAGCUCGGCACGCGAACGCGAGCGUCCUGUCGGAGGAGCCGGUGCGAUAGCUAUGCGCUCCCACUCGGUCAAGGGCAAGGGCCGCGAAGAUGACGGUGGCCGCUCACCGAACUCCGAGAACGAAGUUAUCGAGACGCCCCAGCUUCGCCUAGACCGCGACCCGGAGACUGGCCGCAAAAUGAUUAACCAAUACCUGGUUCUCCACGAGAUUGGACACGGCACCCACGGUCGCGUGCGUCUCGGAGAGGACACUAGCGUGGAAACCGACGACGAGGACGCCCUUGCCACAGGGUCGGCACCGCGUCCACGGCAGCUCUAUGCCAUCAAGAUUGUCGAGAGGAAUCCCAAGAAGAAGCGUCUGGCAGGACUCGGGCGUCGCGAUGGCAAGCGCAACGAAGGCGCCAAACGCGUGGCAGAGAACGAGAUCCGAAAAGAGAUUGCCAUCUUCAAGAAGGUUCACCACCCAAACGUUGUGCGAAUGAAGGAGAUUAUCGACGACCCAGAGUCGAGCAAGCUCUUCAUGGUGCUCGAGUACUGCGAAGGCGGCGAGGUCAAGUGGAAGGGGCUGGAUGGCACACCUCUCUUGACCCUUGCCGAGACCCGCAAGAUCUUUCGCGACACGCUGCUUGGUCUGGAGUACUUGCACCACCAGGGCAUUAUCCACCGUGACAUCAAACCCAGCAAUCUGCUCAUCUCUGGCAGUCACGUCAAGAUUGCCGACUUUGGCUGCUCUCACUACUCUGAGGCUCUCCUGGCCGCCUCGGCACAGGACGGCGAGGCGUACGUCGAUGACGUCGAGCUUGCAAAGACGGCCGGUAGCCCUGCCUUCUUUGCUCCAGAAAUGUGCUACUCGGAGCUUCCCGACGACCUGCCAGCCCGGUCACCGAAUGCUACCGCCCAGCCUGACGGCGUCCCAACCUUCACAAUUCGCCCUCCAUCAACAGUUGUCGAAGAGAGCGCACAUCGCAGGUCAGCCGACGAGAUGCCUCCACCCCCAGUAUCCCGCCCCGUCUCUGAGAUUUCCAACCCUCGUCUGUCCGUCUCACGCUCCAUCUCCACUUCCACCGUUCCCCGUGGCCGCCCACGACACCCCAUCACCAACGCCAUUGACGUGUGGGCCCUCGGCGUGACACUCUACUGUCUCCUGUUUGGCAGGACGCCAUUCGACGCCGCAAAUGAGUACCUCCUCAUGCAGGUGAUUCCGACCGUCCAGUAUGAGGUUCCAGCGACCAUGGGCAAGGAGUGUAUCAGUGCUGGUCCCAGUGCCGGUGAGCAGGCCAGGGAAGCACUCGAGCUCUUGUCUCGUCUGCUCGAAAAGGACGCUGCGAAGCGCAUGACUCUUGAGCAGGCUAAGCGUCAUCCAUUCACCCUGCGCGACCUGCCAGACCCACAGACCUGGCUGGCCAAGACGGACCCGCACGCCCAGUCGUACGUGACUGUUACCAACGACGAAGUGGAAGCCGCCGUCACCCGCCACAGCAGCAUCCGCGACAAGUUCAGGCAGCGGUUCAAGACCAUUAGCCAUCGCCUGGGUUUCUUCUCGUCGAGCCGUAACCGUAGCCAAAGCGUUACCGACUCAGAGGCCAACGACACUGGAUCAUCGGGCCCUGAUGCGCCCUCGUCAACGCGGCGGGUGGCAUCGGGCAACGAUGUGCCAACGACUCCUGUCAACGGCGGUACCUUGGCACGAAGGUUGUCGCUGCUCACACGUGACCGCUCUCGUGCAGAGUCACCUCGUCCGGGACUACUUGCCUCGGCGCUCGAGCGCAGCCCGCCAACCCCGCACGAUCCACUCCCGGCCGACGAGCAUCUCCGUCUGCCGGCCGCUGCGGGCAACUCUGCCGAAGCCACACCACGACAGAUGCCUUCGUUGACGUCGCUGGACAGGUGGCGCGCUGAGCGGGCCGAGAUGCGUGCGGAGGGCAGCCCCGGUGGCGGUGGAGGCAGCAGUGGACGGCGCCAACAGUCCAUCGACCUGUCCGACAUGCGGCCACGCUCUGGGAGUACUGCGUCGAGCUCGACGGGUUCCAUCCUUGGGGCGCUGAGUCGCAACAUCUUCAGCAGGGCCAGUGUUAGCGGUGUUUCCGGUGACAUUCCAAUCGCCAAGCGCCAAUCAAUGCGCUCCAACGGCCACCCUGGCAUGCGGAGCCGUGGCUACACGGGUUCCUCCGCCGAGGCAGACGACAACGUCUUUGCCUCCUCUGUCGACUCGCAUGCCAUGCACGCGUCCAGUUCCACCGACGGAAUGCACGGUGCCGAGUUUCUGCGCGGCAGGAGCUACGACGACUUUCCCAGGCGGCAGAGCAUGGAUACGUUCGAGUCGGGCUCGCCGUCCAGUGUCGGCCACCCGCUGCAGGCCCCGUCGCCUGACCGCGCAAACGGCUGGGACCGCUUUGGCCGUCCCGACUUUGGUUUCCCCCCGCGACGCGGCAGCACGUUAUCCGAGGACAUUCGUCCCGUCAUUGAGGACGAGGAGUUUGACUGGGAAGGUGACGUCCCAGACUCGGACGACGACGAGAGCAGCGACGGACUCGACGGUCUGCCUCAGGGCCACGGCUUCAAGAGCGCACCGGCCGACUGGAACCUUUCAGAGUCGGUCGUCUCUUCCCUCGCCCGCAAGGAGGCGCGCAACUCGCCCACUGCCUCUCCCGUCCGCCAGCGGAUGCCGCUCGGCGCUCUUGGUGCUCCCGCCACCCCUGGUGCCAACACGGGCGGUGCCGGCGACGCCCAGUCGAUCCUCCGCCCCACUGGUGGCAUCGACAUGUUCCGCCUUAACACGCCAGGUGGCUACCAGAGCUACCCGGGUCGUGUCCCACCCAGCGCGUACCGCGCCAAGUCGCCCCUCGCUGCUGAGCCGGUACACAUCUACCCCGCGUCGUCUGGCGCCACGACUCCCGACAGGUUCCAAGAUGCGGACGAGGACGACGACGACGGGCUCGUCCUCGGGAUGCGGCGAGGGAGGAAGGGAAGCACCCUCAGCAGGCACAGCAGUGUCAACCGCGGCGGCCGCGCCAGUCCGUCCAUCAUGGGUCGUAGCCCACAGUCAUCGAUCGCGUUGAGUCCAUGA